UGGGGGUAGAGCAAGGGACUUGGAGGUGUUCUAGGGAUCCAGAAUUUGGCGAGCAGCACUCAUUGGGAUUCUCCAAGUCAGAGGCCUUCCUAGAUCGUGGUCAAGUGUUCAUUCAGUCAGAAUGAUUGCUUCUGGGAGGCGGGGCUGCUGUGUCGGCAGAGAUGAAGAACUUGUAUUGAACUGCAAUAUAUUCCUUGCCGUCACCUGGCUUCACUUGAUUCUUCUUACCUCCCAUAAAGUGAAUGCCGAUAAUUCCACCUCCCCCGCUGAAACAACUCUGGUGACCAUGACUGCAGAGGACACCUCCCUUGUCACUUUUAUCACAAUCCCUAAUAAUGCUCCAGAGGUGACAUCAGUCGAACCGACAAGCCUCAAAGCUGGGACUUCAAGUGUUCUGUCCACUUUAAGCGACGCAGGAGUGAAAUCCCAGAGUACUCUUUGCAAUUUAUCAUCUAUCUGCAAUGAUUCAGUGUUCUAUGUGGGUGAGAUAAUGCUUCACUACAAUAAAGAAAACAAUACCACUCUGGAUGUCAAAAUGAGUAAGGACGUGGCCAAUGGCACUUUAACUGAAAACCUGCCUUCAAGUGAAUUAAAAAUUUCAGGACUCAACAAAACACUGAAAAGCCUGAGUGAGUUUUAUUACAUAAUGUGUGCUGCAGAGAACUACAGCGUGUCAAAUUGCACCUUCAAAAUAAAAGUGAAUAAGACAGCGGACAUAUGCAAUUUAGUGGUUGCUUUAAGGCAAGCUGAGAUACGUCCCAUGGAACACUGCUGCUGUUCUUCCAAGGAAUGUUGUCCUUCAACUGUUGAUGAGCUGGAAAAGUUGGAGUGUGAUAAACAAGAUCCAGUUGUCUGCGAUGGUGGCUCCGAACAUUCAGAACAUCCAGCUCUUCCUCCUCCUGGUAAACCUACCCCUGCACUUCCUUCUCCCACUCUUCCCUUCAGCUCUCCGAGUGCAGUGCCUCUGGUCACCCCUCAGAUCCUUCCCACCGUGACUCAGAUUCUCACCCCGCUCAUUUCAUCUUCCACCUGGGAGAUUCUCGGCUCGCCUACGCAGCCUUCGACGAUCACGCCUUCCAUUCGAACCAUCAUUCUGCCACCUCAGCCUAGUCCUGCCACUCCAACUGCCCCGGAAACUAGGACUUCCACCCCCUCAACGCCUCCUGCUCAGACUCCCGGCUCGCCUUCCGUCAACUCUGCUAACAUCAGUGAAGAACUGACCAGCCUCCCGUAUAUAAACACAGAAAAUGUCACCAGCCCUAAUGUGAAUGCUGUGGAAAUUGAGAACAUUCUGUCGCAAAUGGAAAGGGCUGUAGCGUUGGGGGACGUGGAGCCAGACCUCGCGGGGAAAAUGGUCACCAACGUUAGCCAUCUCUUACAUGCCCCACCAGCCUUGCUUGCCCCUCGGGCCAAAAGGUUGAUGAAACUGGUGGAUAAUAUUGGCUUAAAACUGAACUUUUCUACCGAGGUCAUAAAUUUUACCUCUCCCUCUUUGGCUCUGAGCGUGGUCAAAGUCAACGCCAGCAUGUUCAAGGAAACCUCCUUCUCUGCCCAUGGCCCUUCAGAUCUUCAGGUUACUCUGGGAACGCAAGUUUCUGCAAACAGUAUUGGAACAAUUACACUUCCUUCAUCCUUGCUGAGCAGCUUAUCAGCCAAAGAUAUGGAGUUAGCUUCUAGAAUCCAAUUCAACUUUUAUGAAACUACCACUUUGUUCCAGGAUCCCUCACUGCAGAAUCUCUCUCUGAUCAGCUACGUCAUAUCAUCCAGUGUGGCUAACUUGACAAUUAAAAACUUAUCAGAAAAUGUUACUGUCACACUACAGAACACCAGCCCAAACCAGGAUAAUUCAUCUGUGAAAUGUGCAUUUUGGAACUUCAGCAAAAAUGAUGGGGAAGGAGGUUGGGCUUCUGAAGGCUGCAUGGUAAAAGACAGAAAAGUCAAUGAAACCGUGUGCACAUGCAACCAUCUCACAAGUUUUGGAGUCCUGCUGGACCUGUCUAGACCACCUUUACCUCCCAUCCAAGUACUGAUUCUUACAUUUAUUACCUACAUAGGCUGUGGCCUAUCGGCUAUUUUUCUUUCUGUUACCCUGGUAACAUACAUAGCCUUCGAGAAAGUGCGAAGAGACUACCCUUCCAAAAUCCUUAUUCAGCUUUGUGCCGCCUUACUCCUCUUGAACCUGGUGUUCCUUUUGGACUCGUGGAUUGCUCUGUACAAUGUGCGAGGUCUUUGCAUCUCAGUGGCGGUAUUCCUGCACUAUUUCCUCUUGGUUUCCUUCACUUGGAUGGGACUGGAAGCCUUCCACAUGUACCUGGCCCUCGUUAAAGUGUUUAACACCUAUAUCCGGAAAUACAUCCUCAAAUUCUGCAUCGUCGGCUGGGGCGUUCCGGCUAUUGUCGUUGCGAUCGUGUUGGCCGUAUCACCUGAUAACUACGGUCAAGGAUCUUAUGGGAGAUUUCCCAACGGAUCCCCUGAUGAAUUUUGCUGGAUCAAAAACAACGUCGUGUUUUAUAUAACCGUCGUCGGGUACUUCUGUGUGAUAUUUCUGUUGAAUGUCAGCAUGUUCAUUGUGGUGCUGAUUCAGCUGUGUAGAAUUAAAAAGAAGAAGCAACUUGGAACUCAGAGGAAAACAAGCAUCCAAGACCUUAGGAGUGUUGCUGGACUCACGUUCCUUUUGGGAAUUACUUGGGGUUUUGCUUUUUUUGCCUGGGGACCGGUUAACCUCAUUUUUAUGUACCUGUUUGCCGCCUUUAACACCUUGCAAGGAUUCUUCAUUUUCGUCUUCUACUGUGUAGCCAAGGAAAACGUCCGCAAGCAGUGGCGACGGUAUCUUUGUUGUGGGCGAUACCGACUGGCGGAAAAUUCUGAUUGGAGUAGAACUGCUACUAAUGGUUUAAAGAAGCAGAAUGUAAACCAAGGAGUGUCCAGUUCUUCAAAUUCUUUACAAUCAAACAGUAACUCCACUAAUUCCACCACACUGCUAGUGAAUGAUUGCUCAAUACAUUCAAAUGGGAACGUUCACGUCUCUACGGAGAGAAACGGGGUUUCAUUCAACGUUCAGAAUGGUGACGUGUGCCUUCACGACUUCUCAGGAAAGCAGCUAAUACUGAAUGAGAAGGAUGAGGCCAGCAACAACAAAAACCGGAUCUCUCUCAGAAGGACUUCAAAGAGGGGAAGCCUGCACUUUAUAGAACAAAUGUGAUGACUUUCUUUUUUUUUUGGCAUGAUGUUUUACAGUGCAAAAUAUCAGAAUUUUAACUUUUACAUAAUGUGAGACUUAGCAACUGACCUUUAUUUAAUUCAGUUCUUAGAAGCCUCUGGGAGAACUUACCUUGGACCAUCAAGAUCAACGGUUAUUAAUCAAGGAUUUUAAACGUUAUGCACAAGGUACUUCAAAUACCGCAUCAUGGCAUGCGUAUAUUUGCAAUCUGCGUUUUCAUUCGUCCUUUCAAACGAGGACUAGUUUUCGGACAUCUCUUUAUCGGUAUAAUUAGCGAUGCCAUAAUCCGUAGUAGUAUUGUAAAAAUGUAGGCCACGUCAAGCUAGAUUUUGAAAAACGCUAAACUCUUUCAUAGUGUAAUAUAAAGCUUCUGUUUCCUUCAGCCAAUUCAUAGGUUUUAGUAGCAGAUGUUUUUGUUGUAUAUAAGCUGAAGCCCAUAACCCCCCCCCCCACUUCUCCUAUUUGUAUUUAUUUCUUAUAAUGUAAAUGCAUUUUUGUAAAACAAAUGAUUAGGUUCUCUUUUUUAAGGACUGUUAAAUGACAGAAUGGACUCCCAAACUGUCCUCUUUUUAUGUUUAAAGAUGAUUUCUACACCACACGAAAUACAGCAACCUACAAAGGCAACAAAAAUGUUGGCUAAGAAUGUGGCUACAUAGAAUCUCUAUAAAGGCCCUUCAGCUUCCUCAUGACUGAGACUCAAGGCAAGUCUUUGUAGCCUGAUACAGAAUUCAGUCAGGACAGGAGUGGGAAUAUGAAUCAAUCAAGGGUAUUUAUUGAGCGCCUUCUGUGCGCAGAGCAUUGUACUAAGCGCUUGGGAGAGUACGAUACCACAGAGUUGAUGGUCACGUUCCCUGCCCACAAGGAGCUUACAGUGUAGAGGGGGAGACAGACCUUAAAAGAAAUUACAGAAGUGCUGUGAAGCUGAGGGAAAGGUAAGACUCCAGUCCUUUAAUGUGAUGAUCUCAAAUGAGGAUGAGGGUAAGAAAUAAAAGUUGGGGCCACUGGUAGGCCGAAGAACAGGAAAAAAAAAUGAGGAAGAUGAGGAGUAAGGGAAGGAAAAAGGAGGAAGAGGAAGCGAGAGAGAGAGAGAAAGAUAGAUCAGGCCAGCAGUUGUAGCAAAACUUCCUCAAAUGUCAUCAACUGCCUGCAAACCUUUAAUGGGAAAUUCCAGCACCUGAGUAGAUUGAAACACUCAUGUGGAAGUCAGUGAAUCCCUCACAACCAUUCCAAGAAAGAAAUGCAGGUGAUUGAUAUAAAGGUGAAAUACACCAAAAACAAUAUUCCUACCAGCCAUCCUUAAGUAGCCAAGGCGACCACACAUUACAAUCGUUAGUUUCCUGUAUAAGCUAAAGCCAGAAUGAUUUUGGUUUUAUUUUUUCAAGUUAUGUCUUGAAGAAUGUAUAUUGAUCAAGGUGAGCACGUGGUUUGGAAGAGUGGAAUCACCCUCGUUAUUGUUUGUUUCAAUGUCGGACAUCCCUUUUUUCAUGGAAUUCAUGGGUUUUUCCUCGCUUCCCACCUACUGGAUCUUUUCCAUUACCAUGAAUUGAUGUGUUUCAUCGGAACGAUUUGGAACAUUUAGUUAGCUCCUCCACUAACUAAAGUUAUCUUGCUUAUAUUCCACUUGUGAAGGUGAAUGUGGUACCAAAUAGAAAUAAUACAAUAUUGUAGUUCUGCGACUGAGGUGUUGGGCUCGUUGCCUUGGCACCGUUUCUUGUAAGAGUUAUUUAAAUCUCCUGUAUUUAUAUUUUAAAAUGUUAAAAGUGAUAAAUAAAUCUGCAGUUGAGUAAAUGUU
Tachyglossus aculeatus (Australian echidna) is the source of this 5012-nucleotide messenger RNA. It is a transcript of the gene ADGRG2, whose product is annotated as adhesion G protein-coupled receptor G2. The coding region runs from base 122 to 3202 and encodes 1026 amino acids. The record is from RefSeq and is a predicted model, not a curated record. Gene Ontology annotation, molecular function: G protein-coupled receptor activity. Gene Ontology annotation, biological process: adenylate cyclase-activating G protein-coupled receptor signaling pathway; cell surface receptor signaling pathway. The transcript has 28 exons. NCBI's taxonomy places the organism in Eukaryota, Metazoa, Chordata, Mammalia, Monotremata, Tachyglossidae. Gene Ontology annotation, cellular component: membrane.